GGAGGCGCCACCGCGGCUAGCGGCGAGCAGAGGAACGUUGAUCGAUCCGAUGGAGGACCAUUGCAUACAGAAAAUAGAGCGCAGUGAAAGCCUGAUGUAGAAGUAGCCAUUAUUAGGACCAAAGAAUAUUGGUAACAAAGUCACUUGUGUUGAUAACUAUAAUCUUUUUUUCAGAUCUAUUAGAUCACGUAGCGAUUAUUUUGUUUUUUAGGACAGCAAGGUUUGUUUUCACUUGACCGUUGCGACCACGGAGAUGGCAAGUUUAUAUGGAUCCCAGACUGUAAUUUCUCUGUUGCAUCGUGUUCUGAGAAUACUUGAAGAAGAAAGUGCUUUAGAAACUGACAUUAGCAAACCCGUUGUCCAGUUUAAACACCCUGCAGAACUAAAGAAGGAACAAUUGUUUGAAAACUUGGGACCACCUGCAACGGAAGACAGCCUGGAGACAGUGGUGCGGGAUGUUGUUAGAUUCAGUGUUAAGACCCAACAUCCUCUGUUCCUGAACCAGCUGUAUGGACGGGUGGAUGAGUAUGGACUGGCAGGAGCAUGGAUUACUGAGGCACUCAACACCAACCAACAUACAUUUGAAGUGGCUCCAGUUUUCACACUAGUAGAAAUGGCUGUCAUUGAACGACUUCUCCAGGUUGUUGGUUAUGGGGAAGGUGAUGGUAUCUUUGCAGCUGGUGGGAGUAUGGCAAAUAUGUACGCAAUGGUUCUGGCUAGGUUCAAACUGUGCCCAGAAACAAAGAAAACUGGACUUUAUUCCACCACCCCUUUGGCUGCUUUCACUUCUUCUGAUAGCCACUACUCAGUCCUCAAAGCGGCUCACUGGCUAGGGUUGGGCAUGGAUCACAUUCACAUGGUCGAUACGGACAAUGAAGGCCGAAUGCUGCCUGAAGCACUUGACCUGAGGAUACAAGAAGCACUGGAUGCUGGUGAAAGGCCAUUUUUCGUUAACGCCACCGCCGGCACAACUGUGCUUGGAGCCUUUGAUCCCUUACAUUCCAUCGCUGAUGUCUGUCAUAAGUACAGUGUGUGGCUGCAUAUUGAUGCAUGUUGGGGUGGUGCCUUGUUCUUUUCUCAGAAGUACAAGAAUGUACUGGAUGGAGCUGAGAGGUCAGACUCAAUUGCCUGGAACCCUCACAAGAUGCUUGGAGCACCCCUGCAAUGUUCAGUGAUACUGUUGAAAGAAAAGGAAUUGUUGUACAAAUGCAACAGUGCAUCAGCGACGUACCUAUUCCAGCAGGAUAAAUUUUAUGACACAACGUAUGACACUGGGGAUAAGAGUGUGCAGUGUGGGAGGAAACCUGAUGCUUUCAAGUUGUGGCUCAUGUGGCGAGCUCGUGGGGACGAGGGUUUGGCUGCACUGGUGGACGAUGCAAUGGAUAAGUCUCGAUAUUUCUUGGAAAAAAUUAGGAACCACCAAGACUUCCGGUUGGUGCUACCUCAGUUCCAGUGUACAAACAUUUGCUUUUGGUAUAUCCCGAAGUGUUUGCAAGGUCAGCCUGAAACUACAGAAUGGUGGGAAAGAGUGGGCAAGGUUGCUCCACUGAUCAAACAGCGCGUAGCCAUGAAUGGGAGAUUGCUGAUUGGUUAUCAGCCUCUAGCACACAGACACUUGCCAAACUUCUUCAGGUUUGUGUUGGCCUGCCACCCGACCCACUCAGAGGCUCACCUAGACACUGUCAUAGCUGAGAUUGCAGCUGCAGGAAGUGACCUCCUCGUGUGAAACUAACAGUAUUACCUACGCUUAGACAAACUAUUUUCAUACUGUCGUCUUUCUGUCAGCUUUUUUAUUAUAAACUGUUGCAUAUUAUGUACUUCAAAUAAAUUUUAUAACUAUUA
Messenger RNA from Homalodisca vitripennis (glassy-winged sharpshooter), 1842 nucleotides. Its product is annotated as cysteine sulfinic acid decarboxylase. Gene Ontology annotation, biological process: carboxylic acid metabolic process. Bases 254 to 1726 code for a protein of 490 amino acids. Gene Ontology annotation, cellular component: cytoplasm. The record is from RefSeq and is a predicted model, not a curated record. NCBI's taxonomy places the organism in Eukaryota, Metazoa, Arthropoda, Insecta, Hemiptera, Cicadellidae. The transcript has 10 exons. Gene Ontology annotation, molecular function: pyridoxal phosphate binding; carboxy-lyase activity.